This is a messenger RNA of Lactuca virosa, 1382 nucleotides long. The record is from the annotation of a GenBank genome assembly. NCBI's taxonomy places the organism in Eukaryota, Viridiplantae, Streptophyta, Magnoliopsida, Asterales, Asteraceae.
UCAAUAAGCAGUUGCAAGCAAAAGGCUACUGCGCUUUCUCACGAACUUCCGCAGCGAAGCCGCUCUCUCUCUUCUCCGCCAUUGUUGAAACGCUUUUUUCUUCAUACAUAAGUUCUACUUCUCUAUCUCGUUUGAUGCAUUGAAUCAAAAAGGUAUCAACGACAAUGGGUAUAUGCUUGUCAACUGAAUCGCCACCAAGGAAAAACCAUUCGAAACGCGUCACAAAUCAAUCAACUACAUCAGCCAAUAGCAAUUCAAGCAAUCGAUGGUCUCGCGUUCGAUCUCUUUCUAGUAAGAGAGAGAAAUUUGAUGAUGCUAUGAUUCAUGAACAUGCAAUCGCUGCCGCUCUCCUUUUCCAGCAAAAUGGCGGUGUUUUGCCUUUCGAUCGAUCAACUUCUCUCCGACAUCCUCCUGGCUCUGCGAACUCCAAACGUCACAAUCCUCUCCCUCGGAGUUCUAGUACUAGGCCUAGAUCGGUUGCUGAUCCUCUGUUUCCUCCUCAGCAGCUCCUUAAUCAGGAUCUAAAUCUUGAUGAACUGGAGACAAGCCACAUAGUCCUUGUUCAUGGAGGUGGAUUUGGAGCCUGGUGUUGGUAUAAAACAAUUGCACUUUUAGAAGAAUGUAAAUUCAAAGUUACUGCAAUUGAUUUAACUGGUUCUGGAAUCGAUUUGUUUGACACCAAUAGCAUCAAAAGUCUUUCACAGUAUGUAACACCACUCAUAGAUUUCUUGGAAAAGCUCACAGAUGAAGAGAAGGUGAUUUUGGUAGGCCAUGACUUUGGUGGAUCAUGUAUAUCAUAUGCAAUGGAGCUAUUUCCAUCUAAAAUUUCUAAAGCUAUAUUUAUCGCUGCUUCUAUGUUGAAAAGUGGUCAAAGUACUCUUGAUAUGUUCUCACAAAAGGAAAAUACAAAUGAUCUCAUGCGUCAAGCUCAAAAGUUCAUCUAUGCAAAUGGGAAUAAUUUGCCUCCAACUGCAAUUGAUCUUGACAAAAUGCUCUUAAAGGACCUUCUAUUCAAUCACAGUCCUCCCAAGGAUGUAGCAUUAGCGUCUGUUUCCAUGAGGCCGAUUCCAUUCCCACCAGUUCUAGAGAAACUCUCUCUUUCCGAUUCCAACUACGGAAAAGUGAGAAGAUUCUACAUAGAAACACCAGAUGACAAUGCCAUUCCAAUCGCCUUACAACAAAGCAUGAUAAACGAAUCCCCACCUGAAAAGGUGAUCGGUCAGUCACUGGUCAUCAUCAUCGCCAUCGCCUCCAAGCCACCACCAUCCUCCCCGCAAGCCACUGACUUCAUCUGCAGGUUUCUGGCGAGGGAUAGGUUUUCCAAGCCACCACCGCAAGCCACUAACUCCUCCAUCACAAGUGAACGUCAUCAUUACCACUGA